Messenger RNA from Solanum dulcamara, 1132 nucleotides. Its product is annotated as LOB domain-containing protein 30. NCBI's taxonomy places the organism in Eukaryota, Viridiplantae, Streptophyta, Magnoliopsida, Solanales, Solanaceae. Gene Ontology annotation, cellular component: nucleus. The record is from RefSeq and is a predicted model, not a curated record. The transcript has 2 exons. Gene Ontology annotation, biological process: positive regulation of DNA-templated transcription; hormone-mediated signaling pathway. The coding region runs from base 132 to 956 and encodes 274 amino acids.
AAAAAAAAACUUAUUACCAACAAAUACCACCAACCAAACCCUAGUAAUACACACACCUUUCUUUUUUUCCUUCUCUACAAAGUACAAACCCCUUCAAAUUAUGUUCCAAAAUAGGUGAAUUAUCCAAGAAAAUGACUUCAAAUCCUAGUAGUAGCACCGGUGGUGUCAUCGCCACGGGUGGAGGAGUAUGUGGUGGGACUAGUGGAAGUACUAGCACCGGAGGCGGCGGCGUAGGAGGUGGUGGUGGUGGUGGUGGUGGUGGAGGUGGAGGAGGGCCAUGUGGUGCUUGUAAAUUCUUGAGAAGGAAGUGUGUUGCCGGUUGCAUUUUUGCACCUUAUUUUGAUUCGGAACAAGGUGCGGCACAUUUUGCAGCUGUACACAAAGUGUUUGGAGCUAGUAAUGUUUCUAAACUUCUCCUUCAUAUUCCUGUCCACAAGAGGCUUGAUGCUGUUGUCACCAUUUGUUAUGAAGCUCAAGCGAGACUCCGAGACCCCGUCUAUGGUUGCGUUGCUCAUAUCUUCGCUCUUCAGCAACAGGUAGUGAAUUUACAAGCAGAACUCUCAUACUUACAAGCCCACCUAGCAACCCUGGAGCUUCCAACACCGCCGCCUCUGCCGCCGCCUCCACAACAACCUCAAACAAUGCUCCAACAGCCAGCACUCUCCAUAGCAGACUUGCCAACAGCAGGACCAUCAUUGCCAGCUGCUUAUGAUUUAUCCUCACUUUUUGACCCCAUGGUUCAACCCUCAUGGGCAAUGCAACAGCCACGACCGCCGCCCCCAUUGCCUAUGGACCCACGCCACUUUGGUGGCACUAGAGCUCCGGUGGACAUGUCACAGUCCACCGGAGUCGGGGGCGGCGAUCUUCAUGAAUUGGCACGUGAACUUCUGCAUAGACAUGGAUCGCCAACAGUGCCAUGCACAGAAUCCUCAGCUUUGCCACCACAGACCAAGUGAGAGAGACACUUUAUUGAAAAGUACUGACUUAUAAUAUGUUAAAUAUUAGUGGUACUUAUGAGAUAUUGAAAAAAAAUUAAGAAAAAUGAGGGUUUCAAUUUUAAUUAAUCAAAAAAUACCUUAGGCAAAGUCAUGAAAAAAUCUUUAAUUUUACCCUAUUUGUAAUUUUCUUGAUC